Messenger RNA from Sycon ciliatum, 682 nucleotides. Its product is annotated as signal recognition particle 9 kDa protein-like. NCBI's taxonomy places the organism in Eukaryota, Metazoa, Porifera, Calcarea, Leucosolenida, Sycettidae. Gene Ontology annotation, cellular component: signal recognition particle, endoplasmic reticulum targeting. The transcript has 3 exons. Gene Ontology annotation, biological process: negative regulation of translational elongation; SRP-dependent cotranslational protein targeting to membrane. Bases 107 to 343 code for a protein of 78 amino acids. The record is from RefSeq and is a predicted model, not a curated record. Gene Ontology annotation, molecular function: 7S RNA binding.
UAUUCAUGAUUCAUCAGAAGCAGCAAGAAGUGCAAUUAUUGGAAUUAUUUUGGAAGUAUGAAAAGGAGAAUGACGAAGUGAUUCCAAUGCUAGUUUGGUUGGCGCCAUGCCGUACUUGGUUUCUUGGGAGGUGUUUGCUCGCGAAGCGGAACGGUUGUAUCUCGAGAACCCUGGAAAGGCACGCUUUGUAGUGAAAUACCGGCAUAAAGAUGGAGAGCUGGUUAUCAAGAUAACAGAUGAUGUUGUGUGCUUAAAAUACCGCACGGACCAGUCUCAAGAUGUGAAGAAGCUGGAGAAAUUAAGUAAUUCCCUGAUGCGGCAUAUGGUCGGCAAGUCAUCAUAGAAGAAUAUUGCGGUGAAUUUGGUCAAAACGCAAUGUUUUACGAAACAUGUGAAAAGUGUGUACUUUUAGCGCGGAAGUGUGAUCGCGAUUUUCCACUGGGACAGUCAGGUCAUGUUCAUUGAGCCAUGCAGUUCUGUUUUCUUCAACCUCAACUUUUUGAAGUGAUUGAGUGAAAUAAAUAAAUUGGGCACAUUAUGCCCCAAUGCAGUUCUGCCUUCAACCAGAUGAUGCACUGAAUGGCCAAUGAUAUCUGGCCAUCGACUUCAAUAGUCCUGCUGUCUGACAAGUGUUUUCAACACGAAACUUGGAGUAAGAGCGAAGAGAGACUUGGGUGUGUCA